This is a messenger RNA of Chaetura pelagica (chimney swift), 926 nucleotides long. It is a transcript of the gene UBE2J1, whose product is annotated as ubiquitin-conjugating enzyme E2, J1. NCBI's taxonomy places the organism in Eukaryota, Metazoa, Chordata, Aves, Apodiformes, Apodidae. The transcript is spliced from 7 exons. The record is from RefSeq and is a predicted model, not a curated record. The coding region runs from base 12 to 926 and encodes 304 amino acids.
UCAAACGUUUAAUGAAAGAGGCUGCAGAACUGAAGGAUCCUACAGAUCAUUAUCAUGCACAGCCUUUGGAGGAUAAUCUUUUUGAAUGGCACUUCACUGUUAGAGGCCCUCCAGAUUCAGAUUUUGAUGGAGGGAUUUAUCAUGGGCGAAUAGUUCUACCACCUGAAUAUCCCAUGAAGCCACCUAGCAUUAUUUUGCUAACAGCCAAUGGCAGGUUUGAAGUGGGAAAGAAAAUCUGCUUAAGCAUCUCAGGACAUCAUCCUGAAACAUGGCAGCCUUCAUGGAGUAUAAGAACAGCUUUACUAGCCAUUAUUGGAUUUAUGCCAACCAAAGGUGAAGGAGCAAUAGGAUCUCUGGAUUAUACACCAGAAGAAAGAAGAGCUCUUGCAAAGAAGUCACAAGACUUCUGUUGUGAAAUGUGUGGCACAUCUAUGAAGACAGCCCUCCUACCACUAACAUCUGGAAGCGUGUCAAGCCAGGCAGACAAGGAGGCUAAAGAGCUUGCCAGACAAAUUAGCUUCAAGGCAGAAGUCAAUUCAUCCAGCAAGUCUGAUGCUGGACCCUCAAACUCGUCAGGAUUGGGCCCCUCUGCUGCUACCCGUGAGCCCCAGCAGGACGGCGCUGCAACAGCCUUCCAGGAUCCCGCGAGGCCAGCGUCAGAAGCUCAGCUGAGCAGUGCAGCAGGCAGCCAGGAGCACGCCCCACCUGCGCCCACCAGCAGCUCCAUGAGCCCUCGGCAGCGCCGUGCCCAGCAGCAGAGCCAGAGACGGGCUCCCACUUCAAAUGACUUUAAUCGGGUACAGCAGCCAAGAGUCAACAUGAACCACACUGGAUCAACUCUUCUGAUUGUCCUGCUGACUUUUGCAUUGGCAGCUCUUAUAUUUCGUAGAAUAUGUUUGGCUAAUGAGUAUAUAUUUGAGUUAUAA